This is a messenger RNA of Oncorhynchus nerka (sockeye salmon), 2823 nucleotides long. RefSeq names its product zinc finger protein 883-like. NCBI's taxonomy places the organism in Eukaryota, Metazoa, Chordata, Actinopteri, Salmoniformes, Salmonidae. The transcript has 2 exons. The record is from RefSeq and is a predicted model, not a curated record. Gene Ontology annotation, biological process: regulation of transcription by RNA polymerase II. The coding region runs from base 222 to 1880 and encodes 552 amino acids. Gene Ontology annotation, molecular function: RNA polymerase II cis-regulatory region sequence-specific DNA binding; DNA-binding transcription factor activity.
CAACAGCAGCAACAACAGAUAGUCAGACACCUCGGUAGCUUCCUAGACAAAAUAGCCGAACCAAUAUAGCUCUUUAGACGCUUUAGUGUAUAUUAGCCACUGUGUUUUAAACCCACUUCUAUCGUCUAGUUAGUUAACCGAUUUAAUUUAGUAUUUACGGUGUUGUUUUUAGUCAGCUAGCGGGCUGGUUGUUAGCAUUAGCCUAGCUAACAUCCCCGACCAUGCGGUCACUAAGCCACUCCCUUGCUAAAGGAGAGGAGGAUAUCACAGUAAAACAAGAAGUAGAGGGUGAGGCCGUUACUGUGAAAGAAGAGGGAGACGCGUUCAGAGUGAAAGAGGAGGAUGUUAUAGUAAAAGGAGAGGAGGAUGCAGUUUAUGGAGUGAAAGAAGAGGGAGAGAUAACUGUUACAUCGAAAAAGGAGGAGGGGGAGGAAGAAGAGGAGGAACAUGGAUAUCUGGUCCCGGUUUCCCAAACGCAUCUUAAGGCAUCCAAUGGUUCUAACGAUGCAUUUAGCCAUAGGAUGGUUUUGAGAAACCGUUCCCUGAUUAACACUAGAGAGAUAUGGGACUAUCGUGGAUCCUCUGAGGAGCCUCAACAACCUCAUGAUGCUGAAGAGGCAGAGAAGAGUCUCUCCAGAUCAGAACACCUCAAGAAACACCUGCAGAGAUCCACAGGGAAGGGAACUCACUGCUGCUCUGACUAUGGGAAGAAAUCCACCUCAUCGGGCAUUAAAAUUCACCAGAGAACACACACAGGAGAGAAAUCUUAUAGCUGUGGUCAAUGUGGGAAGAGAUAUACUUCAUCUGGCUCACUGACUAUACACUAUAGAACACACACAGGAGAGAAACCUUAUAGCUGUGAUCAAUGUGGGAAGAGUUUUAGUCAAUCUGGAGAUCUGACAGUGCACCAGAGAAUACACACAGGAGAGAAACCGUAUAGCUGUGGUCAAUGUGGAAAGAGUUAUGUUCAAUCUAGCCAUCUGACUCUACACCAGAGAAUUCACACAGGAGAGAAACCUUAUAUCUGUGCUCAAUGUGGGAAGAGAUUUGCUGCAUCUGGCUCUCUGACUAUACACCAGAGAACACACACAGGAGAGAAACCUUAUAGCUGUGGUCAAUGUGGGAAGAGAUUUGCUACAUCUGGCUCGCUGACUAUACACCAUAGAACACACACAGGAGAGAAACCUUUUAGCUGUGAUCAAUGUGGGAAGAGUUUUAGUCAAUCUGGAGAUCUGACAGUGCACCAGAGAAUACACACGGGAAAGAAAUCUUUUAGCUGUGAUCAAUGUGGGAAGAGAUUUGCUGCAUCUGGCUCUCUGACUCUACACCAGAGAAUUCACACAGGAGAGAAGCCUUAUAGCUGUGAUCAAUGUGGGAAGAGAUUUGCUGCAUCUGGCUAUCUGACUCUACACCAGAGAACACACACAGGAGAGAAACCUUAUAGCUGCGAUCAAUGUGGGAAGAGUUAUGUUCAAUCUUGCCAUCUGACUCAACACCAGAGAACACACACAGGAGAGAAACCUUAUAGCUGUGAUCAAUGUGGGAAGAGUUUUGUUACAUCUAACCAGCUGACAUUACACCAGAGAACACACACAGGAGAGAAAUCCUAUAUCUGUGGUCAAUGUGGGAAGAGUUUUGUUCGAUCUGACCAGCUGACAUUACACCAGAGAACACACACAGGAGAGAAACCUUAUAGCUGUGCUCAAUGUGGGAGGAGUUUUACUACAUCUAGCUCUCUGACAGUACACCAGAGAACACACACAGGAGUGAAACCUUAUAGCUGUGCUCAAUGUGGGAGGAGUUUUACUACAUCUAGCUCUCUGACAGUACACCAGAGAAAACACACAGGAGAGAAAUCUUAUAGCUGUGACCAGAGAUAGUCUUAUAAAAGAUCUCUGGUCAAAUAUUAGAAAAUACACACAUAUGAAGGAGUUGUUUCAUGAUUUCAAUGAAUUAAUGUCACAAUGUAGAAUGUUUUAACAUUGUAGUUGGAGUAUUAUAAUGACGUCACAAUGUAGAACCCUAAACGUUGGCCCCCCUUAUGAAUUGAUUUCAACGUGAUAUGGAUAUUAGCCUCGGGGGAAAAAUCCAGGCUCUGAAAUGGAAGAGUACUAUUUAUGUGAUUUAACAAAAAUUGACAAACAAAAAAAAUAGUUCAAAUUUAUUUAUAUAGCCCUUCUUACAUCAGCUGAUAGCUGAAAGUGCUGUACAGAAACCCAGCCUAAAACCCCAAACAGCAAGCAAUGCAGGUGUCGAAGCACGGUGGCUAGGAAAAACUCCCUGGAAAGGCCAAAACCUAGGAAGAAACCUAGAGAGGGACCAGGCUAUGAGGUGUGGCCAGUCCUCUUCUGGCUGUGCCGGGUGGAGAUUAUAACAGAACAUUGCCAAGAUGUUCAAAUGUUCAUAAAUGACCAGCAUGGUCAAAUAAUAAUAAUCACAGUAGUUGUCGAGGGUGCAACAGGUCAGCACAUCAGGAGUAAAUGUCAGUUGGCUUUUCAUAGACAAUCAUUAAGAGUAUCUCUACCGCUCCUGCUGUCUCUAGAGAGUUGAAAACAGCAGGUCUGUUGAAAACAACUGACCCUAGCCCCCCGACACAAACUACUGCAGCAUAAAUACUGGAGGCUGAAACAGGAGGGGUCAGGAGACACUGUGGCCCCAUCCGAUGAUACCCCCGGACAGGGCCAAACAGGAAGGAUAUAACCCCACCCACUUUGCCAAAGCACAGCCCCCACACCACUAGAGGGAUAUCUUCAACCACCAACUUACCAUCCUGAGACAAGGCAGAUUAUAGCCCACAAAGAUCUCCGCCACGGCACAACCCAA